This is a messenger RNA of Leptomonas pyrrhocoris, 13133 nucleotides long. Its product is annotated as putative Cytoplasmic dynein 2 heavy chain (DYNC2H1). Gene Ontology annotation, cellular component: dynein complex. Bases 417 to 13133 code for a protein of 4238 amino acids. Gene Ontology annotation, molecular function: dynein light intermediate chain binding; ATP hydrolysis activity; ATP binding. The record is from RefSeq and is a predicted model, not a curated record. The transcript has a single exon. NCBI's taxonomy places the organism in Eukaryota, Euglenozoa, Kinetoplastea, Trypanosomatida, Trypanosomatidae. Gene Ontology annotation, biological process: microtubule-based movement.
AGUUCACCGCAGGUGUUUUCCGCGUAAUUAUUAUUUUUAUUAUUAUCUUUUCUCCUGUACGCCCUGCUUGUGGGCAUCGCCGUUGCACCACCCCACCAACGUUGUUCUUGCGAGCGCGUGCAGAAGACACUACCCUGUAAUCUAGAACCCAUAGCCAUCCCCGGCCGACUACAUUUAUUUGUGUGAUACUUUCCUUUUCUUUCUCUUUCCCUUGCUUGUAGUUCUUCCACUCGCGCAGCCAUUGAGACACGCUCUCAAUCAGUGAUCGAAGGAUAACGUGAUUCCAUUCCUUAUUAUCUGGGCUGAGAGCAGCUUGCAUGUAUAGCUGUAGACCAUAGUAAAGUCUUGGACUUUUGGUUUCUUUUUGCUGGUGGUGGAAACUUGAUCGAUCGGAGCUGAAGUGCAGCGACGCGAGAAUGAACCUGUCACCUACAAUGAAAGAUUGUGUGACGGCGGUCACCAAGGCCGUCAAGAAGCGCCUCGCCGGCGAAGUGGUGGAUCGGAAGGAUGUUGGGACAGUCGUGGAGCUGCAGGUGCAGGUCUCGCUGUCGACGGCAGCCGAGGCUGCCGCGGCGCUUCUCGCGGCAAUGACGAAGGCGGCGUGCGGCGCGGACAAAGGCUCCACGAAACUUCCCAAUGGCGAGAUCAUUGUCGACACCACGGCCGCGCUGCAAGUGCAGACGUUUGCCGAUUGCAUCCGCGUGAGCACCUUCCGCUUUCAGGAGCUGCCGGCGGACAACCCGAUGGUGUGCGCCAUUGCCGAGGCGACGUACGUCCGCCACCUGCAGCGCGCGUCGGAGCUGAAGGUGUACGGCCUCGAAGACUUUCCUCCGUGUCUGCUGCGGGAGGCGAUGUCGCGCUUCGACGUCAGCAUCGGCGGCUACGUGGUCCUGUCGCUCCUCAUUUCCAAGAACAAGGACGUCGUCCUUCGUCUUUUCACGACGGCCGUGGACACCGUCAUGAGCAGUAUGUGCAGUACUUCCUUCACGAGCGGCGUUCUGCCCGCGUCAUGGGCCAAGCGCAGCAGCCUCGAACCACACCAGCUGCUCGACGCGCUGGAGGAUGUGCAGCUGGCCAUCAACGAGUACUGGCACGACAGCGCGCAGGACGACCAUGCCCGCUCUGUCAUUGUGUUUCUCAUGAGCUCUGUGGGAAGCGACGUAUGCGAGUGCUUCAAGAACAAGAUCACCACCGCCAACGGUGUGUUUCUCGGUGAUAAGAAGCUUGUGGAGGAGGCACAUCUCUGCUGCGAUGAGUGGGUGACGGUUUGUGGUAGACUGACGACGGUCGACUGGGCCUCUGAGUGGGGCGAGCGCUACGAGGAUGCUGCCCUCGUGUGCAUCCGCAAUCGCCUCCACACGGCGCUGUCGCUACGCGGCAUCAUCGAAGAAAUCAGCGAGCUGCUCGGCGCUGACGACUUCCACGCGUUGAAGACGGAAGUGCUGUGGGAUGUCUUUAGCGACGUUGCGGUGAUGGACAGCUCGGCGAGCGUGCAGAACCAGUGGAACGCCGCCCUCGCCGCAUACUACCGCCGCUUGGAGCCCAUUGAGCAUCGCUGCGCCACGGUGCUGCGUGAGCUGUUCGCGACGCGGGUCGGUCUCGCCCCCCAGGCCAUUCUCAACGAGUUCUCCGGCUACUGCCACUUGAUGAAGCGCCCCAUCAUCGCGCGCGAGCUUGUGACCGAGCGCGACGGCCUUCUGGGAAAGCUGAACGAUCGCCUCUCUGCGAUUCGUCUCGAGUACGAGCACCGCGCGGAGAGCACGGAGGACGAGCGAGUGCUGGAGGAGGAGGACCGACGCUGCCAGACCGGUCGCUUUUUCCCAGGUGUGGUGAACAACAUCAUCUGGCUCCGCCAGCUCCGCGGCCGCAUUGAGGAGAUGAUCGAUAUGUGUUCCUCUAUCCUCAACGACCUGCCCAACGCGAGUGCCUUCGUCGCGUCGGCCAAGCAGUUGCUGGAGGAGGUGCAGGACUACGAGCAGGAGUGCUUCCGCGGCUGGGUCGCCGACGUGGACGACAAGAGCGAUGUGCUGACGCUGGACGCGGAUGCGCCGCUGAUGGAGAUUGACGGGAAGGGGCGGGUGGAGGUGAACUUUGCCGAGCGGCUGGUGCAGCUGCUGAAGGAAGUCCGCGUGCUCGGCACUCUCGGCUUCUUGAUCCCUCGCCAGGUCACCCGCAUUGCGCAGCAGGGGGCACAGUUUAUGCCGAUGGGCGUCGCGCUGAAGCAGGUGGCGCACACGUACAACUCCAUGGCCGCUGACAUUAUCCCAUGCACACGGGCAAUGCUGCUGGAGCCGGCACUGGGGUUUGAGAAGGUGAUCACCGCCGACGGCAGCAAGAAGCUCACCUGGCGCAGUACGAAGGAGGCGGCACGCUUCAUUGAGCGGCUACAGGGCGCCUCGCAGUCGUUGACGGAGUGCAAUCGCCGCCUUCACAAGACGCACCAAGAAAUCGAAGGUCUCGUGGUGGAGCUCUUCGGCAUCAGCCUGCUGCGCUCACGCGACCGGUGGAUGCGCAAGGUGCGGCAGAUGCGCGAGAAAAUCGAGCUUUCCGGCUUUCAGAACACCGAGUCGUGGCGCGAGUUUUGGGAUAUGCAGCUGUACAAGGCGAUGGAGGCGCAGUACCAGCUAGGGUUAGAGUCGCUCCACGAAGCCAUCGAGGAGAUUAAAGCAGAUAUAGUGUUGGACGCAAACAGCGGGCAGGCCGCCCUGCGACCUUCUCUAGAGAUUCUUCGCGCUCAGUAUUACCAACGCAUCCACGACUUCAUUACAUUUCCGCAGCGCUUUCAAGGUUGCAGCGAAAAGAACGUAUUCAAGGACAUGCCCUCGCGGAACACCAACGGCAUCUACGCCGUGCUCCAGCACGCCGCCCAGCUCUUCAAACGCGUCUCGCACGAGCUGAAACGCUUUACGCCCUUCCUGGUCAUUGGGCGCUGCGGCAAAGGCGACAAUCCAACGCUGGAGCAGAUCGUGAGCAAAUCGCUGACCGAGGUGCAGCACUGGGAGCAGAGCGUGCGACUUCUCAAGCAGAAGGGCAAAGAGAUCAACGGCGAGGAUUUGUUUAUCAAGUGCGACUGCAUCACCCUGUGCACCGCAGCCAUCAAAGGCACGGUCGAGGAACACCUAGUGCGACUCACUGACGCGUUGAAGGUGACGCUGAAACAGAGCGCAGAGCAGCACCUCUCCUCCAUCAACGACUACCUCGCGAAAGCGGCGACGUGCCUCGACAGCAAACUCACCAAACUUGACGAGAUCGGCGAGGCGAAUUUGCUCUACGGCGAGCUGAUGGAACAGCGGCCCGCCAUCGAGGUGGAGUUCUACCACUUCUACAACAAAAACGUUCUUUUGCAGAACAUGACCGGCACGGCGGGACUCGACUUCACCAAAACGAAAGAGCGCUGGGACACCUUUAUGAAGCGGCUGGACUCGCACGAGAAGGAGGUCGAGGAUCAGCUGAAUGAGAUGAAAGGCACCGUGAGCGAGUCCGUCAAGGAGUGGGAGAAAGACUCCAUCCGCUUCACUACGCGGUGGCAUGAGAUGAAGCCGAAGGACCUGAACUCGCAGAAGCCGCUAGAGUUCGUGUCAAAGAAAAAGACGGAACUGCAGGCGCUGAAGGAGCGCGGGGAGGAGUGCAAGAAGCAGUGCGAGUACUUCCACCUCGAUGAGCCGGACCUGCAGCCGCUGGAGGAAGCCGAGGCGGACAUCGAGGACUACUUCAACAUGUGGAGCAUGCUCGGCGACUUCCAGCAGCAGGUGCAGGAGAUUUGCAAGGAGCCGUGGAUCAGCUUCCGCGCCAAGUUGUACCGCUUCGAGGACUUUGUGAAGGUGUGGCAAGAGAAGCUGAAGGAGAUUCCUUCCAACUCGGUGACGGUGCACAUCCGCACGAUGCUCGAGCAGUGGGGCCGCUGCGUCCCGCUGAUGAAGUACGUGCGCGGCGACGGCUUCACCCCGGCGCACUGGGUGGAGCUCUUCAUGCUGCUGAAGCUGCGCAACGUCACGCAGGACACCGUCAACUUCGGGCAGAUUCUCGAUCGCCACGAAACCAUCUUACAGAACGAAGCGCACAUCAAGCAGCUGCACAACCGCGCGCAGGGCGAGGCGCAAAUCCGCGAGGCUCUGGACGAUGUGCGGGCGUGGGGCACGGAGGCCAGGUUCGCGCUCACCCCGCACCCCGACCGCGCCGGUGUGGUGCUCAUCACGGACUGGAAGGACACCAUGUCUGCCCUCAGCGACAAUCGCGCACUGCUGCUGAGUAUGAAGGAGUCCCCAUACUUUAGCCUGUUCUCCAGCGAUGCCAGUAAGUGGGAGGUGCGCCUGUCCACUCUGGACGAGUACUUGCGCCACAUGAACCACAUCCAGCGCAAGUGGGUCUACUUGGAGCCGAUCUUCCGCCGCGGUGCCCUGCCAAACGAAACGCAGCGCUUUGAGCGCAUCGAUGCCGCCUACCUGACGGUGAUGAAGUCGGUUGAAAAGGACAGCCGGCUCAUGGCACUGGCCGAGCACGGCGAGUUCAAGAGCACGCUGCGCGACGUCGCGGAGCAACUCGAGCGGUGCCAGAAGGCACUCAACGAGUACCUCGAGUCGAAGCGAGACUGCUUCCCCCGCUUCUAUUUCAUCAGCGACGAUGACCUGCUUGAGAUUCUUGCGCAGAGCAAGAACCCCAGCGUGAUUCAGUCGCACUUGAAGAAGCUCUUUAUGGGCAUCCACAGCGUGCAAUUCGAUGCGCCGAAGGAGAACAUCCUCCAGGUGCUCUCGCUAGAGGGCGAAGUGGUGACGUUGCUGAAGCCGGUCCGUGUGACAGAGGAGGUGGAGGCGUGGCUGUCGCAGCUCGACGUGGAGGUGAAGUCAACGCUGAAGGCGCACGUGGCGCAGUGCGUGUCGAAGUUCGACAUCGGCGCCUACGCGUCGCAGGUGCUGUGCACGGCGGAGAUGGUGACCUUCACUCGCAAAGUUGAAACCGCCAUUCGCGAGUCCACCGGGGUCAGUGCGCUGAAGAAACUGAAGGCGAACCUGCAGACCCGCCUGCGCGAGUUGACGGCGUACGCUGGCGGCAACAGCGAUGCCUUGGUGGGCAUCAAACUCAAGGCCCUCAUCAUGGACCUCAUCCACAACAUUGCCGUCGUCGAUCUGCUCAUCGCGAACAGCGUAGAGAAGGAGUCGCACUGGCUGUGGAAGAAGCAGCUGCGCUUCUAUCUCGACAGCACGCAGCAGUGCCUCCUCCGCAUGGUCGAUGCGGAGUUCCGCUACAGCUACGAGUACCAAGGCAACGCGCCGAAGUUGGUGCACACGCCCUUGACGGACCGCUGCUAUCUGACGCUGACGCAGGGCAUGCAGCUCGGCUACGGCGGCAACCCCUACGGUCCUGCUGGCACGGGCAAGACGGAGUCGGUGAAGGCGCUCGGCAACGCCAUGGGCCGCCAGGUUCUUGUCUUCAACUGUGACGAAGGCAUCGACUUCAAGUCCAUGGGGCGCAUCUUCACCGGCCUCGUGAAGUGCGGUGCGUGGGGCUGCUUCGACGAGUUCAACCGCCUGAAAGUCGACCAGCUGUCGGCCGUCUCGCAAAUGAUCCAGGUCAUCCAGGAGGCACUGAAAAACGGGGAGAAGACAUGCGGCCUGCUGGGCAAGGAAAUCGACGUAGACUCCAGCGCCGGCAUCUUCGUGACCAUGAACCCGGCCGGCAAAGGCUACGGCGGCCGCAGCAAGCUGCCCGACAACCUGAAACAGCUCUUCCGGUCCAUCUCGAUGAGCGCACCGGACAACGAGCUGAUCACAGAGACGAUCCUCUACAGCGAGGGCUUCGAGAAUGCCACGCAGCUGGCGACGAAGGUGGUGGAGACGUUUAAGCUGUCGAGUCAGCUGCUGUCCUACCAGCAGCACUACGACUGGGGUCUGCGUGCGAUGAAGGCGGUGUUGCGACUUGGCGGCAUCCUUAUUCACGACUUCUUGACGGAGCGGGUGGCUGGUAAGGUGGAGCUCACGGCGGAGCAAACCUUAAAGAAGGAGAGCGAGAUUAUCAUCAAGUCGUUGCGCGUCAACACGCUUUCCAAGCUCACCUUCGACGACGCCGUUCUCUUCAACACGCUGCUGAGUGACAUCUUCCCUGGUGUCCCUGUGCUGGAGAUCGACUACAAGGAACUGCGUCCCGCUAUCGUGGAAUCGAUAAAGGAGCUGAAGCUGCAGGUCGUGGAGACACAAAUUCAAAAAAUCCUCCAGCUGUACGAGGCGCUGCGGCAGCGCAUGGGUGUCGUGCUCGUGGGGCCCAGCGGAAGCGGGAAGAGCACGCUGAUGCGGGUGCUGCGCCGCGCGAUGCAGCGGCUGGGCAGAAAGAUGCCGCUGUACGUGGUCAACCCAAAGGCCCUCCCACGCGAUCAGCUUCUCGGGCACAUGGACCCCGACACGCGGGAGUGGUUCGACGGCGUGCUGACCGAUGCCGCGAAGAAAGUCGUGAAGGAGGAGCCGACGGUGCAGUCGUGGGUCUUCUGCGAUGGCGAUAUCGACCCGGAAUGGGUCGAGUCGCUCAACUCCGUCCUCGAUGACAACAAACUCCUCACCAUGCCCAACGGUGUGCGCGUGCAGUUUGGCGACAACGUCAACUUCUUAUUUGAGACGCACAGCCUGGAGUACGCUUCGCCCGCGACGGUGUCGCGGAUGGGCAUCAUUUACCUCUCCGAGGAGGAUGUGGAUCCGAAGGUGGCGGUGGCGACGUGGCUGACAGAGCAGCCGGAGGAGAUGCGGGCGCAGCUGCAACAGUGGAUUGACGCGUACUUUCGCAAGGCGAUCGACUCCCUCCUCUCCGUUGGCGAGCUCGUGGUGCAGACGACGCGGACGGGACUUGUCAUGUCGGGUCUCGCGCAAAUGAAGAACUGCACGACGAAGAAGCAGUUCGCCCUUGCGCUGAUCUACGGUCUGGGCUCCUACCUCGCAGAGAAGCCGCGACAAGACUACGCGAAAGACGUGCUCUUCAUGAUGGAGGAGCGCGCGCCGGACCCAAAAAACCCGCUCGACUUCAAGUACGACGAAGACCGUCAAGAGUACGUCUCCCUCGUUUUUGAGCCGGCGGGUGGCCUAACGGUGGAGGAGCUAUACCGGCACCCGAUGGUGUCCACGAUUGACUGCCAGCGCGCGUUGGAGGUGAUGAAGGCGUGGACGACGCCGACGAAGCCCGGCGUGUAUCGACCCUUCAUUCUGGUUGGCCCCGAAGGCUGUGGGAAGUCGAUGCUGCUGAACAACCUGUUCGCGCACACGAGCAACGCCCGUGUCGCCAGCGUCAACUGCUCCGCCCAGACGGAGGCGAUUCACGUAAUUCAGAAGCUGAAGCAGACGUGCUCUAUCUUCAACUCGAACCAGGGCAAAGUCCUUCGCCCAAAGGAGGCGGAACGGCUGAUUCUUCUGCUGAAGGAUUUGAACCUGCCGAAGCCCGACAAGUACGGCACGGUGCAGCUGCAUUCACUUCUGCAGCAGCUCAUCCUGUACAACGGCUUUUACGACUCGGACCUGGAGUGGGUAAUGGUGGAGCGGGUGCAGAUCGUCGGCAGCAUGAACCCGCCCGGCAGCAUGGGCCGCCACCCCGUGGCCCCGCGCUUCCUGGCAAUCACCUCCAUCCUGGCCAUCUCCUACCCCUCCAAGGAGUCCCUCCAGCAGGUGUACUCGGAGUUCCUCAACGUGGUGCUUCAGUCGGGUCGACUGCAGCUGAACAUGGCCAACAAGGGCGCCGCAGACCUGGCGCGGGUCAUCGCGACCGUGUACGAGACAGUGGCGCUGAAGUGCACCGUAGACGUGGCCUCCCACUACGUCUUCAACCCGCGCGACCUCACGCAGUGGGUGCUGAACCUGCUGCACUACGACACCCCAAACAUGGGCGACGUCUUCGCCUACGAGGCGCGCCGCAUUUUUGUCGACCGUUUGGUCACGUCCGAGGAGCGCGUGAGGCUGUCCAAGGUGGUGCGCGACAACGUCGCCUUCCUCGUCGGCCACCGCGACGCCCCACCGGAGAAAGAGUCGGUGUUCUACGUCUCGUGGCUGGACUCCGCGCCGGCGGGCAAGAAGCGGCUGAUGCCGUCCUCGCUCGACGCCGUGAAGAAGUCCGUCGACGCGUUUGCCCUGAAGUACUCGCGCGAAAACGCGAACUUGAACGUGCAGCUCAUCCCCGAUGUGUGUGCGUGGAUUACCCGCGUCGACCGCGUCCUGUCGCAGGAACGCGGCAACCUUCUGCUGGUGGCGCGCUCCGGCGUGUGCGCGCCGCAGAUCGUGCGUCUCGUCGCGUACUACAAUCGCACCGAGGUUGUCACCCUUGGCAUCACGCGCGACUACGGCGUCAAGCAGUUCACGACAGAGCUAAAGUCGGUCAUGACGAAGACGGGCGUGGAGGGGCAAAGCGUCGUGCUGCUGUUGGAGGACUUCAACUUCUUUCACCCCUACUUCCUCGAGACGAUCAACUCGAUCUUGUCCUCCGGAGAAGUUCCCGGGUUAUUCUCGCAAGAGGAGCAGGACGCGAUGCUCGGGCCGCUGAAGGAUGACGCGGUCGGCGAGGGCAUGAGCGCCUACAACUACUUCGUGGAGCGCAUCGCCCGCUACCUGCACGUGGUCGUGGUGAUGGACCCGACGAACCCAAACUACGAACUGCAAUGCCGCGCCAAUCCGGCGCUGUUCACGCGGUGCAAUGUGUACUGGAUGGGCACGUGGGACAGCAGCAGCCUCAAGGUCGUGCCGCGCAUCAUGAUCGCCGACGCCUUCGCGGCUUUGGACAGGCGCGAUGACAAAAAGGAGUUCAGCCUCACCACCGAGCUCGUCCACAUCCACCGCUCCUUCGGGGAGAAGUUCUCGCCGCAGCACUUCAAGGUGCUGUGCGAAACGUUCGACCACCUCUUCCAGAACAAAAGCAAGGAAGUGACGGACGGGCUGCUGCGGCUGAAGAGCGGCGUCACGAAGCUGGACGAGGCGCAGGAGAACGUCGACAAGAUCGCUACGGACGUGACGGAGAAGAAGGGCCUACUGGAGGUGAAGCAGCGCGAGGCGGACGACGCGUUGAAGGAAAUCCAGAAGAAGAUGGAGGAGGCGGGAAACCAAAAGCGCAGCAUUCAUAAAAUCCAAAAAGAACUGGACAAGGAGCAGACAGCGAUCCAGGAGCGCAAGGUGGUGAUUGAGGGUCGCCUCAGCGGCAUCCAGCCCAUCCUCGACGCCGCCCUCUCCGCCGUCAGCUCCAUUCGGUCCGAUCACCUGACCGAGCUGCGCUCCAUGGCGAAGCCCCCGGCCGCGGUGCAGUGCGUCAUGCAGGGCGUUGUGCUGCUCAUUGACAACGGCAAGGUCUCCGAGGCCGCGGCGUGGCCAGCGAUCCGCAAAGUCCUCGCGGGCGACAUCAAAGGCCAAAUUCUCAACUUCGACAUCGACAACGUCGACCCGGCCGCACGCGCGCAGGUGGAGAAGUUCAUCGCGGCCAACAGCGAGGCCUUUAAGCGCGAGACAAUCGCACGCGCCUCGAAGGCGGCGGCGCCGAUGGCGGAGUGGCUGAAGGCCGUCGUGGAGUACAGCAAAGUGCUGGAAACGGUUGCCCCCAUGCGGGCGGAGCUGAAGGAAUACGAGGCGAACAUCAAGAAGGGACAGGAGGAGAUGACCACGUACGAAGGAAAGCUGAGGAAGGUGGAGAAGAAGGUGGAGGAGUUGAAGCAGAAGUUUGGCGAGAAGACGACGGAGGCGGAGCGGCUAAAGGAUCAGCUGGAGCAGGCGGAACAGCUCCUGGUGAACGCGAAGGAGCUGCUGGCGAAGCUGGGCGACGAGCACAAGCGCUGGACGGCGCAGAUGAAGACCAUCAAGGAGGACUCGAACUUUUUGCCGAAGCGGUGUCUGCUGGCGGCGGCCUUCAUCACGUACCUUGGCAAGGAGGCAGAGGACAAGCGGCGAGCUGCGUUGGCGGAGUGGAAGGAGCGGACGAAGCUGCCGGAGUUCAACUUUUUCGCCUUCCUGCGCGAUGAGAGCGUCCAGCUGCAUUACAAGGCGGAGGGUUUGCCAGGAGAUGAACUCUCGCUGGACAACGCCGUCAUGAUCCCCGAGCAGGUCAACACCGCCCUCAUCGAGGACCCGUCAGGGCAGGUGGUGGAGUGGCUGCAGACGAACCUGAAGAAGCAGAACGCGGUGGUGGACGUGUGCAACAUCUCGGAAGAGCGGCUCGUGUCGGCGCUGGAGCUGGCGCUGCGCUUUGGCAAGAAGUUCAUCAUAACGGACGUGGACCGCAUCGAACCGUUUCUCUAUCCCAUUCUGCGCAAGGAGCUGCACAACGAGGGCACUAAGCGCGUCAUCCAGAUCGGCGACCGCCGCACCGUGGACUACGCGGAUGGCUUCCAGCUCUACCUGGUGACACGUAGCACCGACCUGCGCGUCGCACCCGACAUUCUCAGCUACCUCACUCCGAUCAGCUUCAGCAUCACGCACAGCGGCCUGGAAGGUCAGUUCCUCGGUAUUACGAUCCAGCAUGAGCAGCCGCAGCUCGAAAAGGAGAAGCUCGAAAUCCUCAAGAAGGAAGAGAGCCUUAAGAUGCAGCUGGCGGAGUUGGAGGAGCGGCUGCUAGCGAACCUGGCCAACUCCGAGGGCUCGCUCCUUGAGAACAAGACCCUCAUUGACUCGCUGAACCAGAUCAAGUCACAGGCGAGUGACAUCUCAGCCGCGCUGGACCAGUCGAAGGUGGUGCAGGAGGACCUCGAUGCCAAGCGCAACGUCUACCGCCCCUUCGCCACCACGGCGAGCUCCGUCUUCUUCUUAACCAAGAGCCUCGCGGAGCUGUCGCACAUGUACCAGUUUUCGCUCCAGCUCUUUCUCGAUCUUUUCCAGCGUGCCCUGCACCGGCACAAGGACCUGCGCACCGACCCGGAGACGAAGAUUGCCGCGCUGCAGGAGACCUUCAUUCAGAUCACCGUCUCGGUCAUCGCGCAGUCGCUCUUCAAGGAGCACCGUGUCGUUUACGGCGUGCACCUCUGCCGCAACCUUUACCCGGCAGAGUGCAAUGCGGGGGAGUGGGAGUUCUUCGUGGAUCAGGCCAUCGCACCCGAGGAGAAGCGCAAGGAGGUCCGCGUGCCGACCUUUGUCCUGCCUGACAGCACCGAUACCUUCCGCACCUUCGCUGCAUUGUUCCCCGACCUCGCCGCAAAGGCACGCUUCCAGGAAGCGGAUGUGUGGCUGCAGUGGAUGCGCACCGCCACCCCGGAGACGGACUACCCCGGGUUUCUAAAGUCUCUCACACACUUCCAGCGACUCCUCUUGAUGAAGACGCUGCGUGGCGACCGCCUUAUCGCCGCGAUGAACGCGGUCUCCUGCACGCUGCUCAAGGUGGACUCCCUCGGCGAGAACAGCACGUUGGCCUCCGCUGUAGACCAGUCGGAAGCCGCACGCCCCGUGCUGCUGCUCAUCACAGCUGGCGCGGACCCGUCGCAGGAGCUACAGACGAUCGCACACGAGAAGAUCGGCCGCACCCGCUUUCAUCAGUUGGCCAUGGGCAGCGGGCAGACGGACGAGGCGAUGCGCCUGGUGCGCAGUGCCGCUGCCAAGGGCGAGUGGGUCUUCUUGAAGAACCUCCACCUUGUCAUUCCAUGGGUGUCACAUCUGCAGAAGGAGUUGACGGUGCUGAAGCCGAAUGCCGCUUUUCGCCUGUUUCUGACGAGCGAGGCACACGAUGAAUUCCCCUCCAUUCUUAUUGGGCAAUCGCUGAAGAUUACCUUUGAGCCGCCGCCGGGAAUUAAACCGAACCUCCUGCGGACCUACCGUGACUGGGGUGCCGCUUUCGUGAAUGAGAAAGACGAGAAGCAGCGGCAGCUGCUCUUCGCGGCGGCCGCACUGCAGGCGAUUGUGCAAGAGCGUCGCUCCUACGUGCCGCAAGGGUGGACGAAGGACUACGAGGUCACGGCGGCUGAUCUCAAGUCGUCGGUCGACAUCGUGCUGCGUCAGUCAUCGCAGGCCGAGGUGGACUGGCGCUCGAUUCGCGGCAUUUUGAACGACGCCAUCUACGGUGGUAAGAUGGAGACCGCGUACGACACGCGAAUCAUGACAACCUACAUUGAGAGCAUGUUCAGCGCGAGCUGCGUCGCCGGAGCAAAGCCGCAAGAGCCGCUGUUCUACCGCACCCGCAUCCCGAACGGCGACUACGCCGAGUACGAAAAGGUGGUUAAGAAGCUACCGGACAGCGACAUUCCCGUGCUGUUCUCCUUGCCGCCGAACGCCGACCGCGUUGUGCAGCUGACACGCGUUCGCGCGCUCACUAACGACCUGCAGCGCCUCAACGAGUCGCAGAGCGAGGCCGCGGUGGACCACGAGGCUUGGGCGGCGCGUCUUACGCCCCUGCUCGAUGCCUGGACAGGCCUGAUCGCACCGCACGCGCAAGUUCUCGUGCCGCCGUCCUCUGUCCCGCCAAGUCCGUCCGCUGCGGCCUCCGUGGCCCCGAAGCCGAUUGACGGCUUUAUCGCCGCCGAGCUGCGAACCGCGCUCCGGCUGGUCAUGCAGGUAAACACCACCAUGAACGAUCUGCGCAGGGUGAUCGAGGGCGGUGCGCUGCUGACGGAGGACCGCCGGAAGGAGGCGGCUGCGAUGCUCCUCGGCGACGUCCCUGCAAACUGGGCGGACCACUUCCCCAGUGCCGCCCGCAUUGCGGCGUGGUUGCAGUCCGUGGUGCGCAAGACGGUACGCAUCGCCGAAUGGCAGAAGAUGGUGUCGAUUGGGACGUUGAUGAACACGAAUGUAGAUUUGUCGAACUUCUUCCGCGCCAAGACGUUCCUGAACGCGCUGCGGCAGGAGACGGCACACGUCAUCCAGCAGCCUCUCGUGUCGCUCACGUUAGUGUCCACCACGUCCACGCCGCCGGAGAAUGCGCCGUGUGCCGUUGUUCUGGAGGGGCUGCUGCUGCAGGGUGCCGUGCUCGACGACGCGGACAGGCUGGAGGCGAUUGCGACCGCGGACGAGCCGGCGGUGUUUCCAAUCAAGAAGACCUAUGUGGCGUGGAUGGCAGUGCCGCCCGCGCUGCCGGCGUCGGUGCGUGUGCCCGUGUACGCGAACACCACCAAGGAGGACUACGUCUGCGACUUUGUGCUGCCCUGCGCAGAUGCCGUGGCGGCGCGCAACUUUGUGUUGUCUGGUGUCUCCAUCGUCUUGGAGCAGUAG